This is a messenger RNA of Closterium sp. NIES-67, 1073 nucleotides long. The record is from the annotation of a GenBank genome assembly. NCBI's taxonomy places the organism in Eukaryota, Viridiplantae, Streptophyta, Zygnematophyceae, Desmidiales, Closteriaceae.
CAACCGCAGCUGCAAGGAGGGCGGCGCCGCGGCCGCGUGCGGGCGCGGGAGGAUCUGGACUAUGCGGGAAUCUGGCGCAUAUGAUGGGGUUCGAUGACGAGCGCAUGGACGAACUCAUGCGCCUCUACCUCACCAUCCACGCGGACCACGAGGGCGGCAACGUGAGCGCGCAUGCCACCCACCUGGUGGGAUCGGCGCUCUCCGACCCUUCCUCGCCCUCUCCGCCGGCCUCAAAUGGGCUCGCCGCCCGCUGCAUGGCUGGCCAAUCAGGAGGUGGUGGCAUGGCUGCACGGUCUGCGGGCAGAGCUGGGGGAGCGGCCCACUAAGGAGCAGCUAGGGGAGCACGUGAGGCGCGGGCUGGCGCGGGGCGCGUGGUGCCGGGGUAUGGCCAUGCCGUGCUGCGCGUGACGGACCCGCGCUACACGUGCCAACGGGAGUUCGCGCUCCAACACAUGCCAGACGACCCUAUGGUGGCAGCUGGUAUCGGACCCUCUAUGAAGUGGUGCCGCCCAUACUGAGAGAGACAGGCAAGGUGCAGAACCCCUGGCCCAACGUGGACGCGCACAGCGGCGUGCUGCUGCGCCACCUGGGGCUCACCAAACGCCAACUUCUACACGGUGCUCUUUGGCGUCUCCCGAGCCAUGGGCGUGCUCUCCCAGCUGGUGUGGGACCGGGCCUUGGGAUUGCCGCUGGAGCGGCCCAAGAGUGUCACCAUGGACUGGAUUCAGCAGGAGGCUGCAGACAGGGGCUUUAAUGGCGACGCUCAUCCGGACACGCAUGCCACCAAGGCUGCUGUAUGAACCGCCAUACAUCCCAUGGCCCAACCUUCCUCCCAUCCCAGCCAAGCUGGUGGGACAGUUUCCGCUUUCAUUUCACUUGUGCACACACCGUGUGGGGAUGGUUUCCGUUGUGGCGUGCUGUUGGAUCGCAUGGUAUUGUCAGCCGUGUAAGGCCACAGCAACCCACUGUACUAAAUGUUUGUUUUGUGUAUAUAAGUGCCAAGAAGUGGUGUUCAGGAACUGAUGAGAUUAUUGAAUGUUGCAGCCUCACAGGUUGCCCGCUGCCCGUGUGUU